Messenger RNA from Eimeria tenella, 630 nucleotides. RefSeq lists its product as uncharacterized. Bases 1 to 630 code for a protein of 209 amino acids. The transcript has 2 exons. Lineage: Eukaryota; Apicomplexa; Conoidasida; Eucoccidiorida; Eimeriidae. The record is from RefSeq and is a predicted model, not a curated record.
AUGGAUUGUCCCGCCCGCGGCAGCGAAGCUGUGCGGGUCCUGGCCGACGCGAUCAAGCGACAAACUGCGCGAAAUGCCCGAGUCGGGGGGGCCCUCGUGGCUUCUAAGGCGAGGGCCUACGAAGCCAGCGAGCUGCUGCAUGCAGAGCAUCUUUCGCAGCUGCUGCAGGGCCUUGCUGCGGACUUGCAGGCAGCAGAAGCAGCAGCAGAGGAAGCGCAGCAGCAAAUUGACGGGGAGCGGCUGCGGCACGCGGAGGCGAAGGCGCAGAUCGCAGCAGACGCGCAGCAGCAGCUGCAGCGGCUGCAGCAGGAAGAAGCUGCUGCGCUGAAGCAGCAGCACCAGGCAGAGGACAAGCUGCUGCAGACAGAAGCUGCUUUGAAGGCUGGGGAAGAACAGCUGGAAGCAGCAAGAGAACACCACAAAGAGCUGCAGCGGCAAGCAGCAAAAGACGAAAACAAAGUCCUGCAGCUGAUUGAAAAGGACCGAGAAGCAGCAGAAGAGGAAGAGGAGGCUCAAGCAGCACAAGAAGAAAGUGAAGAAGCGUUUGCGUUUCGCGCGCCGUCUCUGUCUGGCUCUGUGCGCGUUUUUCAACUUUUUGAACUGCUGGAGAUCGGGCGAUCCGGGCCUUGA